ACGGUUGUAGUGACGUCACGGCAGCUGAAGGGCACGUUGCCCUUCACGUGCGCUCCGUGCUCUUCGUGCUCCCUCGGCGGCCCUCCAGGACGCAUGCGCCACAGCUUCUUGUUCACAUUGAGCAUGCUCCAAGGAAAUGCUGCGGGGGGGCAAGGAAGAGGGGGCGCGUGCGUCGGGCCCUGCUCGCGGGCAAGGCUCGAGGACGCGCGAGCGCCGCCCGCGCAGGAGCCAGACGCGCAUGCGUGACAGGCUCCGGGACGGGCUCGCGGGCGGGGGCGGAGCCUGGCGCAGUCCGGCGCGAGCGCUGCAGUCCCGACAUGGCGGCCCAUCGGCUCGUGCUGCUGCGGCACGGCGAGAGCGCCUGGAACCUGGAGAACCGCUUCAGCGGCUGGUACGACGCCGACCUCAGCGCGGCCGGCAGCCAGGAGGCGCAGCGCGGCGGGGAGGCGCUGAGAGAUGCCGGCUACGAGUUCGACAUCUGUUUCACCUCUGUCCAGAAGCGGGCAAUCCGCACUCUCUGGAUAGUGCUGGAUGCCAUCGACCAGAUGUGGCUGCCUGUGGUGAGGACCUGGCGCCUCAAUGAAAGGCACUACGGUGGCCUCACGGGCCUCAACAAGGCUGAGACAGCUGCUAAGCACGGGGAGGCCCAGGUGAAGAUCUGGAGGCGUUCCUUUGAUGUCCCACCGCCCCCCAUGGAACCGGACCACCCUUUCUACAGCACCAUCAGCAAGGACCGUCGUUAUGCCGACCUGACCGAGGACCAACUGCCGACCUGCGAGAGCCUGAAGGACACCAUUGCCCGGGCCCUGCCCUUCUGGAACGAAGAGAUCGUCCCCCAGAUCAAGGAGGGAAAGCGAGUUCUCAUUGCUGCCCAUGGCAACAGCCUGCGAGGGAUUGUUAAGCACCUGGAUGGCAUGUCUGAAGAGGCCAUCAUGGAGCUCAACCUGCCCACUGGCAUCCCCAUAGUCUACGAGCUGGACAAGAACCUGAAGCCCAUCACGCCCAUGCAGUUCCUGGGGGAUGAGGAGACGGUUCGCAAGGCCAUGGAGGCUGUAGCGGCUCAGGGCAAAGCCAAGAAGUGAAGGCAGGUAGUGGAGGCUUGUGAGCAGUAGAUGAGCCCCCUUCCUCCCCUCCCCUGCACACACUGCCCACAGCCAUAA
Dermochelys coriacea (leatherback sea turtle) is the source of this 1160-nucleotide messenger RNA. RefSeq names its product phosphoglycerate mutase 1 (gene PGAM1). NCBI's taxonomy places the organism in Eukaryota, Metazoa, Chordata, Testudines, Dermochelyidae. The record is from RefSeq and is a predicted model, not a curated record. Gene Ontology annotation, biological process: glycolytic process. The coding region runs from base 318 to 1082 and encodes 254 amino acids. Gene Ontology annotation, molecular function: intramolecular phosphotransferase activity. The transcript has 4 exons.